AUGUCUUAUCUAUUCCUCGGAAACCUGAUGCAAGAUGCCUACUCUGAUGUUCCUGUCCUUGAUGCGUUCAUUAAAAUCAGGAAACUGUUUUACGGAUACUCUGGAAACGAACUGUAUGAACUUUUGACCUUGAAAGAUUCUAGUCCAUUGUUGACGACUAAUAAGAAUAUGACCUUAGCGGACGUUGAACAGUUACAAAACAGAGUUUUGGCAGUUAACAAAGGGGGCGCCCCUUAA
This is a messenger RNA of Trichomonas vaginalis G3, 237 nucleotides long. RefSeq lists its product as uncharacterized. The record is from RefSeq and is a predicted model, not a curated record. NCBI's taxonomy places the organism in Eukaryota, Parabasalia, Trichomonadida, Trichomonadidae. Bases 1 to 237 code for a protein of 78 amino acids. The transcript has a single exon.